Messenger RNA from Puntigrus tetrazona (Sumatra barb), 2358 nucleotides. RefSeq names its product BTB/POZ domain-containing protein 9-like. The record is from RefSeq and is a predicted model, not a curated record. Lineage: Eukaryota; Metazoa; Chordata; Actinopteri; Cypriniformes; Cyprinidae. The transcript is spliced from 10 exons. Bases 119 to 1822 code for a protein of 567 amino acids. Gene Ontology annotation, biological process: adult locomotory behavior; circadian behavior; modulation of chemical synaptic transmission. Gene Ontology annotation, molecular function: protein binding.
ACGUCAACAUCCGGGUCACGAGCAGAUCGCCCGCGGCGCGCCACAAAAUGGCCAGCGUCAGGACGGCGACGCGUUCGAGCUAGAUCCACGAGUGGCGCGUCGGGAUGCGACAGCGACGAUGAGCAGCAGCGGCGGCGGCGGCUCCUCCGCGGCGGAGAUCGAUCACGGGCAGCUGCUGGCGGAGCAGCUCGGCUCGCUGGUGGCGGGACGGCUCUACAGUGACGUCACCUUCCUGGUGGAGCACAAGCGCUUUCCCGCGCACCGCGUCGUCCUGGCCGCGAGAUGCCACUACUUCAGGGCUCUGCUGUACGGCGGCAUGAAGGAGUCGGAGGCGCAGGCCGAGGUGCGUCUGGAGGACACGCGGGCCGAAGCCUUCGGGAUGCUGCUGCAGUAUCUGUACACGGGCCGGGCCAGCCUGAGCGCCGCUCGAGAGGAGCUGCUCCUGGACUUCCUGGGCCUGGCCCACCGCUACGGCCUGCAGCCGCUCGAGGACUCCACGUCUGAGUUCCUGAGCUCCGUGCUCGACUCUCACAAUGUGUGCCUGGUGCUGGAGACGGCCGAGAUGUACUCGCUGAGCGCCCUCGCUGCCUCCUGCUGCUGCUACAUUGACCGGCACGCCCCGGAGCUGCUGAGGAGCGGCGCCACACUAGCACUUUCCAAGGCGGCGCUGCUGACCGUCAUCCGGCGCGACUCUUUCGCAGCCAGUGAGCGCGAGAUCUUCCAGGCUUUGGCCUGCUGGUGCCGACAGAACGCCGACGGCACAGACACACAGGAAGUGAUGUCAGCGGUGCGCCUGCCGCUCAUGACGCUGACCGAGAUGCUAAAUGUGGUUCGACCCUCAGGUCUGGUUAGUCCAGAUGACCUUCUAGACGCCAUCAAGACCCGCUCAGAGACUAGAGACAUGGACCUGAACCACCGAGGCAUGCUGGUUCCGGAGGAGAACAUCGCCACGAUGAAGUAUGGGGCUCAGGUGGUGAAAGGCGAGCUGAAGGCGGCUCUGCUGGACGGAGACACUCAGAACUACGAUCUGGACCACGGCUUCUCCAGACACCCCAUCGAGGAGGAGGGCCGCUCCGGGAUCCAGGUCAAACUCGGCCAGGCCUUCAUCAUCAACCACAUCCGUCUGCUGCUGUGGGACCGGGACAGCCGCUCGUACUCGUACUACAUCGAGGUGUCUAUGGAUGAGCUGGACUGGGUUCGGGUGGUGGAUCACUCCAAGUUCCUGUGCCGCUCCUGGCAGAACCUCUUCUUCUCUCCUCGGGUCUGCAGGUACGUGAGGAUCGUAGGAACUCACAACACGGUCAAUAAAGUCUUCCAUCUGGUGGCGUUCGAGUGCAUGUUCACCAGCCGCCCCUUCACUCUGGAGCAGGGCCUUGUGGUGCCCAGUGAAAACGUGGCCACGGUCUCGGCGUGUGCGAGUGUGAUCGAGGGAGUGAGCCGCAGCAGAAACGCUCUCCUGAACGGAGACACCCGCAGCUACGACUGGGACUCCGGCUACACCUGCCACCAGCUGGGCUCCGGAGCCAUCGUCAUCCAGCUCGCCCAGCCCUACGUCAUCAGCUCGCUCAGGCUGCUGCUGUGGGACUGUGACCAGCGCUCCUACAGCUACUACAUCGAGGUGUCCACCGACCAGCAGCACUGGACCCGAGUGCUGGACCGCACCGCAGCGGCCUGUCGGUCGUGGCAGACGCUGAGGUUCGACAGGCAGCCGGCGGCGUUCGUUAGGAUCGUGGGAACUCACAACACCGCUAACGAGGUCUUUCACUGCGUGCACUUCGAGUGUCCGGCGCCGCUGGAGCCCGGCCCCGCCCCGUCCUCGUGACGCUCCUCCAGACCGGACCACCCUUCAUCAUCAUCAUCAUCAUCGUUACUGGGUGACUUUGAUCUGUUGUUGUGUUAUUUAUUCAAUUGUUUACUUAUUACUGGAAAAGUCAGUUGAUCUGAAGCAUCAUGAAACAUAUUUAUUCAAGUAAGAGUUUUGUCUCGUAAUGUAUUGAGUUCUGGUGAUGACGUUGCACUGUAGCGUUGCUAGCGGACUGACACACUUCUUUUUAGUUUUAAUUAGAUCCAUCUGAACUGAUCCUCACUAAAUCAAAGUAUAAGUGAUGUUUUAUUCUUCUCAGUGUUGUAUUUCUAGACGUUUUUUUUUAUCUGUGGUGAUGAACACAGUAGGAAUAGAUGGAGUUUGUGAGAGUCCCUGGUCUUCCAGAGUCUGAGUGUUUGCUCUGAGGCUGCUCAGGACACACACACACACACACACACACGUACGUUUUGUAAGGCUGUAAAUACUCAUUUCGAGGCUGUGUAUUUCUCUGUUUGUAUCUGCUGAGCUUAUUAUUAAAGUGUUGUUUUCCACUA